AUGGCUGAUUCGCCUACUCGCCCCUCAAAUACACGUCGUUUUCGUCCCUUCGAGGAGAGUCAACGACGAAACUCGACCCUCUCAGACUCCCUCUCAGAGGCCCGCAACUCGAUUCGCUCAUCGACCGACGACUUGUUUCUACCGCGCGUCACGAAAGGUCAUGCCGCACUCUCAGCCGAAGAAUCGAAUUGGCAUUCUGCACCGCUCGGACUGGCCCUGCUGCCCGCAAUUGCGGGUAUUUUCUUUCAUGAAGGUAGCUCCGUCGUCACCGACGUCACAUUACUAGGCUUGGCUGCGAUAUUUCUCAACUGGGACUGGUAUCGCUCGGCCCAGGCCAUCCGACGAGAAGAAAGUGGAUUCCCAGCGCCCGGCGAUCCCCCAUACGAGCUCGAUCAAGAACAAGAACCCCAACCCAAACAGAAAGAAGCAGCAACAGCCACCUCCGAGCUCCAAAUACACGAGCUUAUAGCUCUAGCCGCCUGCUUCAUAUUCCCCAUAAUCGGCACCUGGCUCCUGCACGCCAUCCGCUCCAGCCUCUCCCGACCCUCCGAAGGCCUAGUAUCAAACUACAACCUAACAAUCUUCCUCCUAGCCUCCGAAGUCCGCCCAGCCGCACACCUCCUAAGACUAAUCCAAAACCGCACUUUACACCUCCAACGCAUCAUAGCCUCCUCCGCAAACCCAGUCAUAAACCCAACGACUUUAGAUGACCUAACAAAGCGCCUCGAAGAGCUCGAAGCUCACGUCGCAGAGACAGCAACCGCCCGCCUCGCUACCCAAAACAACGUCUCCCCGAAAGAAAAAGACCCUCUCGAAACAUCCUCAUCCAUUGUCACUCACGCAGCUGUUGAAACCCGCAAAGCCAUACAACCCGAUAUCGAAGCCCUGAAUCGCGCCGUUAGGCGCUACGAGAAACGCUCCGCCCUCUUCACCCUACAGACCGAUCAGCGCUUCGCGCACCUCGAGACCAAGGCCGCGGACGCGUUUACGCUGGCUGCUGCGGCGCAGCGGUCGGCCGAGUCGCGUCGGCCGAAUUAUGCGCUCGUCUUGUUAGAUUGGGCUUGCGCAUGCAUCGUUGUCCCUGCUCAGAUUGCGCUGUCAGUUCUUGGCUGGCCUGGGCGCGUGGUCUCCGGGUGGUGGGAUGCCGUGAGACGUAUCGUGAUGGGGCGGAAGGUUAGGGUACAGCCGCAGCCGCAGCAGAGAUCGAAGUCCAAGUCUGGAUCGAAGGGGAAGACUGGAAGUGGAAGUGGGGGUGAGGGAGUGGAAUUAUCGGGUGCCUAUCGGCAGAGUGGUGGGCUGGCGGCACUACAGCGGCGGCCUGGGAUGAGAAAUGGGGAUGGGGCAUGA
Molecule: messenger RNA, 1347 nt
Organism: Penicillium coprophilum
Lineage: Eukaryota; Fungi; Ascomycota; Eurotiomycetes; Eurotiales; Aspergillaceae
Exons: 2
Coding region: 1-1347 (448 amino acids)
Source: RefSeq, a predicted model, not a curated record